Molecule: messenger RNA, 558 nt
Organism: Colletotrichum chrysophilum
Lineage: Eukaryota; Fungi; Ascomycota; Sordariomycetes; Glomerellales; Glomerellaceae
Exons: 3
Coding region: 1-558 (185 amino acids)
Biological process (GO): carbohydrate metabolic process
Source: RefSeq, a predicted model, not a curated record
AUGGCGCCACGUUUAGCCUCAAAGUUUGAGAUCAAUGCCGACAUGGGCGAAGGCUUCGGCCGUUGGAAGAUGGGCCCCGAUGAGGAGCUGAUGCCCUACAUCGACGCCGCCAACAUCGCCUGCGGGUUCCACGCUGGUGAUCCCUCCAUCAUGCAUAAGACCAUCGCUCUCUGCAAGCAGCACGGCGUCAAGGCCGGCGCACACCCAGGUCUCGCCGACCUCCUCGGUUUCGGACGUCGUAAGAUGGAAAUCGACCCCAAGGACAUGUAUUGUAUGGUGCUCUACCAGGUCGGCGCCCUCAAGGCGAUGCUCGACGCGCAGGGCGUGCCGCUCGCGCAUAUCAAGCCGCAUGGCGAGCUCUUCUUCUAUAUGCAGCGCGAUCUGGCCAUCAUGCGUGCCGUGCUUGAGGCAUGCGCUACCUUUAAAGUGCCCGUGUACGGCGCAUGCAAUGCGGCGCAGGCGGAGAUGUGCGCGGAGCUCGGCGUCGAGUUCCAGGGGGAAGUGGGCGCUGUUGCCCGUAGCGAAGUCGCAGCCGGCGACGCCGGAGAGGUGUUAUGA